UCCGAGCAUCAAAGAAUGUCGCGCAACCUGACCGAAGGCCAAAGACAUCCUAAGCUUCGCCCGCUAGCCCAUUGAACGACCAUCCUCGUUUCCUGCUACCUACAGCAAACAUGCCGAUCUCAAACCCCGUCAACAAGCCCGGAUACCCGACUUACAAGAGCCCAUACGGCCCGAAAUACCACUACCAACCACACGUCGCAGGAUGGACCCCUAAGCAAGUCACCAAGCUUGGUUUCACCGCCGGCGCAUUCGGCGGCGUCGCCCUAUUCGCCGUUAUAUUCUACGCAUCGGGCAUUCCUAGGGUACAAGACGACAUCCUGAAGAAGGUUCCCGGACUCCGUGGCUACUACGAGAAGAACAUUCCUGCCUCGGACAACCCCUUUUAAAUGGGCGACACUUUUGGCAUGGGUUGGCAGUGAGGCAGGCGAGAGGAAGAAGUGUUGAGACGAAGUGGAAGAGCGUGCAUCUCGAGCAAGCUUCUGUAUAAAAUGACACCCAAUAGAUCAAGACUUCAUUAUGCAUCUUUCAAAUCAUGUGUGCUGUCCAUGGUAACGAAGUAUGAGAGCAGUUGUCGCAGUAGGG
Molecule: messenger RNA, 582 nt
Organism: Pseudomassariella vexata
Lineage: Eukaryota; Fungi; Ascomycota; Sordariomycetes; Amphisphaeriales; Pseudomassariaceae
Product: ubiquinol-cytochrome-c reductase complex subunit-domain-containing protein
Exons: 4
Coding region: 111-386 (91 amino acids)
Biological process (GO): mitochondrial electron transport, ubiquinol to cytochrome c
Source: RefSeq, a predicted model, not a curated record